Molecule: messenger RNA, 1364 nt
Organism: Setaria italica (foxtail millet)
Lineage: Eukaryota; Viridiplantae; Streptophyta; Magnoliopsida; Poales; Poaceae
Product: ATP synthase subunit gamma, mitochondrial
Exons: 9
Coding region: 92-1075 (327 amino acids)
Biological process (GO): proton motive force-driven ATP synthesis
Molecular function (GO): proton-transporting ATP synthase activity, rotational mechanism
Source: RefSeq, a predicted model, not a curated record
AGAGAGAGAGAGAGAGAGAGAGUGAGAAGGGGGAAAAACCAGGCCUGCGACUGCGAGAGAAGCCAGGGCAAACUCAGGCGACGCGACGGCGAUGGCGAUGGCGGCGCUGCGACGCGAGGGGAGGCGCCUCCUCCUCUCCCCCACCGUCCCCAUCCCCUCCCCGGCGGCCGCGGCCGCGCGGUCCUCCGUCGUCUCUCCACCGGAGAUGGCUCCACUUGGUGCGCGGUUCGUUUCAACUCAAAUUGUUAGGAACCGGAUGAAGACUGUCAAGAACAUUCAGAAGAUCACAAAGGCUAUGAAGAUGGUUGCAGCGUCAAAGCUUCGGGCUGUUCAGACAAGGACUGAGAAUUCGCGUGGCCUGUGGCAGCCGUUUACUGCCCUUCUUGGGGAUGCUCCCAGCGUUGAUGUCAAGAAGAAUGUCAUCGUGACCAUUACCUCUGACAAGGGACUCUGUGGUGGCAUUAAUUCAACAUCAGUGAAAGUUAGCAGGGCCCUUCACAAAUUGACAUCUGGUCCAGAGAAAGAGAGUACGUAUGUCGUACUAGGAGAAAAAGGCAAAGUGCAGCUGGUGCGUGACUCGAAGAAAAGCAUUGAAAUGACCAUAACUGAACUACAGAAGAACCCUAUCAACUAUACACAGAUUGCUGUGCUCGCGGAUGACAUCUUGAAAAACGUGGAAUAUGAUGCUCUGAGGGUUAUUUUCAACAAGUUCCAGUCUGUGAUAUCAUUUAAGCCCACAGUGGCAACAAUACUGUCCCCUGAGGUUGCAGAAAAAGAAUCAGAAGCUGGUGGGAAGAUGGGUGACCUGGAUUCUUAUGAAAUUGAAGGUGGCGAGACAAAAGCAGAGAUAUUGCAGAAUCUUUCUGAGUUCCAGUUUUCUUGUGUCCUCUACAAUGGUGCCCUAGAGAAUGCGUGCAGUGAGCUUGGAGCCCGCAUGUCUGCCAUGGACAGCUCUAGCAGAAAUGCUGGCGAUAUGCUAGACCGUCUCACUCUCACUUACAACAGGACACGCCAAGCAUCCAUCACUACUGAGCUCAUUGAGAUUAUAUCUGGUGCAUCUGCCCUUGAAGGAUGAAGAAACUAUUUGGACAAUUUCCUUUUCCCUUUUUUACUCCCAAUAAGGGCUUCGUUUCUUCUGGACCUGGAGGCUUAGUUUUGACUUUUGACCCUUAUCAUUUCACUUUUCCUUGAGAGAAACAAACUGUCAUGCCAAGUUGCAAUAAUUACCGACAACUAUGAUGCUGAUGUGCGCCCAUGGCAUAUGCAGAAAAAAUGUUCAACAGCUAAUGCGGUAUGACUGGUUUGCGUAAAUGGUGUUAAACCGAAAUAUAUGUAUUGCUGCACAUGAAUGGCAAGUUUUGUUA